AUGUCGUACCUUCUCUAUUCCGUCUCGUUCCUCCUCCUCAUCACCGCAACGGCCCUCUACUUCACCCGCGGCCACUGGCUCCAUCUCGUUCCUGACCUCCCCAUCCCCGGCCGCGACUACAUCUACUCCCGCCUACCCUCCUCCUUUGUCGGCGACAUUGACGCCGGCCUCUCGAGCUCGACCUUUGACUUGGCGGGCAAUGUCGAAUCCGGCGACAGCCGCGCAGGUCUUGACGAUCGAAGCAAGAAGGAGAUUCUCAAGAUCAUGAAGAAGCGCCGCAUGAAGGUGUACAUGGAGCAGCGCUUCAAGGCCAACGGUAUCGGACCGGAUGGAAGGCCUCUGGAUCCCAAGGCUGUCACGUUCAGCUAG
Colletotrichum fioriniae is the source of this 369-nucleotide messenger RNA. The record is from RefSeq and is a predicted model, not a curated record. Lineage: Eukaryota; Fungi; Ascomycota; Sordariomycetes; Glomerellales; Glomerellaceae.